This is a messenger RNA of Musa acuminata AAA Group (dessert banana), 2478 nucleotides long. RefSeq lists its product as uncharacterized. The transcript is spliced from 5 exons. NCBI's taxonomy places the organism in Eukaryota, Viridiplantae, Streptophyta, Magnoliopsida, Zingiberales, Musaceae. The record is from RefSeq and is a predicted model, not a curated record. The coding region runs from base 766 to 2217 and encodes 483 amino acids.
UCCUCAACUUUUAGUUUCCUGAUCUCUGUUCUUUGUCAUAUUACUAUUUCUAGUUGGAGACACCUAACAUGGUUUACAAAAUAUUUUGAAGUUAGCUGGUUAAGACUUUGACUAUUUGAUAGCAAGGUCUAAGGAUCAAAUCCCAUCCUCACUACUUACCAUUUGCAAAAAAAAAAGAAAAAGAAAAAUGAGGUUCUAGUAUGGAUAAUUUUCAAAUGCAUGAAAUUCACUUUUAUAGGUCUAGAGUUGCAAUCAUCAGCUUAUUUCUCUAGUUAAGAGCUUUUUUUUAUCAUUUUUAAUCAUUUCUUCUCUAGAAAGUUUUUGUUUCCAUGAUCCUUGGUUUAUUUUGCUUCCCAAAUUGGACAAAUGAGUUUGAACGAGACCUUUACUUUGUUUGCCUUGUUAUUGCUACAUGUUUUGGUUAGUUAGUCCUAUUUCUAAUGUAACUCAGUGUAAGGGAAAUAUACUUUAUAAAUAAUUUAUUUUUCCAGCCAUUGACUCAAUAUUCUUGAAAUUUUCUUGCAAAAAAGUUCAGAUUUGAAGUACUUUUGUUGUCUGAUCCUCAAUUUGCUAUGGAUAACCGUCAAUCACCUCAGGCAAUUAACACUCUUGGAGGAACAUUAAAUUCCUAGAGCGCUUGAGGUAUAAAUUGUGGAAUUGCACUUAACUUGCAACUUUUUCCUCAUCAUGAGUGCUGAUCCCUGUGGAUUACAAUAGAUAUAUGUCUUCAGCCCUGCCAAGAUCUGUCAAGCCAUUUGAAGUCUAAUGGGUUCCAGAUUCCCAUCGCACCAGCUCAGCAAUGGCCUCUAUGUUUCAGGCCGACCUGAGCAACCCAAGGAGAAGCCUCCAGUGAUUUGCUCCACAGCCAUGCCAUAUACAGGUGGAGAUAUUAAAAAAUCUGGGGAACUAGGGAAGAUGUUUGAUCUUCAUGUGGAAAAAUCCAGAAAAUCUGGGCCUCUUAGUAAUACCCCUUCAAGAAAUCGAUCAUUUGGAGGUGCUGCUUCCCACUCAGGGCCUAUCAUGCCUAAUGGCCCUGGGCAGUCUUCUUAUGCAGCCCCAGGUUCUGGUUCUUCAUUUGUCACUGGUGGUUCUGGUAGGCAGAAAUCUAACUCUGGCCCGCUUAGACAUGGGGAUUCAGUUAAAAAGUCAUCUGGGCCUCAAUCUGGAGGUGUCACCCCAAUGGCUCGCCAAAACUCUGGCCCUCUUCCACCGGUACUGCCAACUACAGGUCUCAUCACUUCGGGGCCAAUAUCUUCUGGGCCACUUAAUUCAUCUGGAGCCCCUCGGAAAGUAUCAGGUUCUCUGGAUUCUACUAAGUCAAUGAAGCCACAUAGCACCUCCAUUGUUCAUAACCAAGCUGUCACUAAUCUCACUCAGGAGAAUGAUUAUUUGUUCAAGGGGAGCUUGCCUAAGCCUAUCCUUUGGUCUGUCAUUUUGUUGUUUGUGAUGGGGUUUAUUGCAGGUGGCUUCAUUCUUGGUGCUGUUCAAAAUGCCAUUCUUCUUAUUGUUGUCGUAACCAUAUUUGGAGUUGUCAUUGUGCUUUCCUUUUGGAAUACUUGUUUUGGACGAAGAGCAAUUGUAGGAUUCAUUGCCCAGUAUCCUGAUGCUGAUCUGCGAAAUGCAAAGGACGGGCAGUAUGUCAAGGUCUCCGGGGUUGUUACGUGUGGAAACUUUCCACUCGAGUCAUCAUAUCAUAAGGUCCCCAGAUGUGUGUACACAUCCACUGGUCUAUAUGAAUACAGGGGCUGGGACUCAAGGACUGCCAAUUCCCAGCGUCGAUGUUUUACCUGGGGAUUAAGAUCAAUGGAGAGGCAUGUGGUAGACUUUUACAUAUCUGAUUUUCAAUCGGGAUUGAGAGCUCUGGUCAAAGCUGGUUAUGGUUCUAAGGUGACCCCAUAUGUCGAUGAGUCUAUUGUUAUCGACGUCAACCCAAACAACAUGGACUUGUCUCCUGAAUUUCUCAGGUGGUUGCAAGAGAGGAACCUUUCCAGUGAUGACCGCAUGGUGAUGCGCCUGAAAGAAGGUUAUGUCAAAGAGGGCAGCACCGUGAGUGUAAUGGGGAUCGUCCAAAAGAAUGAGAAUGUUCUAAUGAUAGUUCCUCCUUCUGAGCCCUUCUCCACAGGAUGCCAGUGGGCGAAGUGCAUAGUUCCAUCAAGCCUCGACGGAAUAAUAUUGAGAUGUGAAGACACUUCAAAUGUUGAUGUCAUACCGGUAUAAUGGACAUAAUUGGUGUCAAAAUAUUAGAUAUUAUUUAUGCCAUCUCUGUUGUUAGCUUUGGCAGUAUAUGACAUUGUGAUCGAUCAUGGCCUAAUAUCUUGAGCUUGUAUAGCUUUGUCUUUACCCCCUUUUGUUUAAUUAAACCUAGAUAAAUUUUUAAGAUGGCUUAGUGGAUAAUUGUGUUGUUUGAAGGGAAAACUGAGCAACACCUACUGUAUCAUUCUGUUGUUAUUCAAGUAAAUUGGAUCAGUUCAUGUAUAA